Messenger RNA from Carassius gibelio (silver crucian carp), 1378 nucleotides. Its product is annotated as cocaine- and amphetamine-regulated transcript protein-like. The record is from RefSeq and is a predicted model, not a curated record. Lineage: Eukaryota; Metazoa; Chordata; Actinopteri; Cypriniformes; Cyprinidae. The transcript has 3 exons. Gene Ontology annotation, biological process: cellular response to starvation; positive regulation of MAPK cascade; adult feeding behavior. Gene Ontology annotation, molecular function: neuropeptide hormone activity. Bases 865 to 1167 code for a protein of 100 amino acids.
AAUGGGCCUGGGAUAACUAGCCUACCAAUUGUUCUUUUAUAAUAUAUUUGUUCUGUUAGAAAGCAUUGAACUUAAUAAAAUAAACAUCUGCAGGAUAUUAUAUUUCAAUUUAAUUUACAUUACAUUUACAUUUAAUUUUAUUUAAUUUAAACUUUUUGAAUCACAAAAUUAAUCAUAGUUCUGUCAUGUUUUAUUGACACUACUAAUCGAGGAGCUACAGAACUGAUCUAAGCAGAUGCAACUUACAACGAAAAUAACAAUUGAAUUUCCUAUUGUUUCAAACUUUAUUCAUACAUUCAUACUUUUAUGAUAAUUUUGAUCUGUUCACUAGUUCACUGUGGUGGGGUUUAAUAGUUAUAAAUUGUUCUCUCUCUCUCUCUCUCUCUCUCUCUCUCUUUCUCUCUCUCUAUAUUCCAUGAGUCUUCUCAAAUAAGAAACUUCAUACAAAUGGCAGAAAUAAUAAUAAUAAUAAAAGAAGCCUAUAAAAGCUGUUUUGUUUCAGAAGUUACACAGCAGGAUGAAGGGUGUUAAUUUAAAAAAAACUAUUCUAUUUUAUUCUAUUCUAUUCUUUACUACAUCUACAGCAGCAGCAUGCCAUCAAAUGUACAUUAUAUGAGAACAGGCAGGAGAAUUGCCUAUUGAACAUACAAUAAACUGCUUUUUUUUUGUGCUCCAAUCUCAGUGUCAGCUAAAUAAAUAUCCUCUGACCAAUAGCUGCCCUGAUAUAAUCCAUUAACCGUAGUCAAGGCGGGGCAUAUCAGUUUAUAAAACAGCCGGUGAAGUGUUUACUAAGUUCCCCGACCCUCCAAAGCUCAGCGCGCUGUGACUGUGACCCGGCCCGGGCAGCUGACUGGACUCAGGACCAUGACGAGCUCAGAGAUACUGACCAUAGUCGUGCUCUUUACUGUCCUGUGCACCGGACAAAUGUCCCAGGAACUCACAGAUGACACACAACUGUCCCAGCAGCAAAUGGAGAAUGAACUGGCUGAGGCUAUGACAGCACUUUUGGGAAGAUAUCAGCCUCAUUUACCAUCUUCAGAAAAACGUGGCAUUCCACAGUGUGCUGUGGGAUCCCGCUGCGCCUUGAGACUGGGUCCACGCAUCGGGAAAUUGUGUGAAUGUGUCAGAGGAUCUAACUGUAACUCAUUUCUCCUAAAAUGCAUCUGAGUCAUUAAAAAAGCAGAAAAUCCACCUAAAAUCCACCUAAAAGAGGCAGCGCAUGGAAAUGUAUUUUUCAGAAUCACUUGUGUAAUGUCUAUGACAAGCAUUCAUCAAAAACGCAGCAUGACAAGCAAUAGCAAAGCAUGGGGUUAAUCUGUUAAUUCAUUUAUAUUUGUAAUGGUUGUAUUGUGUAAUCAAUAAACAUGGUUAAUAUUCA